UGUUUUCCUCCUUUAACGUGACCAUGAGGACCACUGGGAAAGCUCUGUUUUGCCACCUCUACAUGUUACUGCUUUUUGUAGGUUUUUGCCAAGGAAAGGACCUCUUCUUCAAUGACAAAGGACUCCUACUCCCAGAAUCCUACAAGAUUGGCUGGAUGGAGGCCAUUGAUGACGACAAAUUAAUCUCUGACAUCACCAUACCUGGUACCCAUGACACCAUGGCUCUCUAUGGAGGCCCAGCGGCAGAGUGUCAGGCCUGGGAGUUGGGGGAUCAGCUGAGGGCCGGCAUACGCUAUCUGGACCUCAGGAUAUUCGCCUUUGAAAACAAACUCUAUGUCAUGCACUGGGUUGUCUACCAACACAAGUCGUUCUAUGAGGUCCUUGACACGAUCAGAGCAUUUUUGUCCGAAUUCAGAAGUGAGGCGGUUCUCAUUAGAGUAAAGCCUGAUUUGUUUGAUAAAGAGAAUGUUGAGGAGCUGAUUGGAGAAAUGAUUAUUGAUGAUACAGAUGUAUGGGUGAAGUCUGACAUGCCAACUAUGGCUGAGGCAAGAGGAAAGAUGAUAUUUGUACAGAAAUCCAGCUUUAAGCUGGGCAUUCCUCUCUUGGAAACAGACAGCAAGGGUGACUAUGAAGUUACGCAUAUUGCAGACAAGGAGAACAAAAUUGUGAAACACUUGACACAAGCUUCAGGUGAUUGUGGUGGGGAUUAUAUUGUUCUGAGCUACUCCAGUGGCACUGGCAUUGGCACACUGUUGGGCAUGUUUCUAACUCCCAAGAAGGUGGCUGAAAAGAUUGACCCAUGGCUCGAUCAGUAUCUGAGACAGUUCUCCAGUGACCACAGCAGUGCAUGUUUCGGGGUGAUUGCCAUGGACUUUCCUGGUAUCGACCUCAUUCAAACAGUCAUUAAGAUCAAUGAUUGGUGAAGUGUUCACCCAUGGAAGUCAUAAUUAUAUUGCUGUCUGAAAUGUUAGUUAACACCAUUAGAUUAAGUCCAGCAACAACACAUGACACAUACUAUACUUGAUUGUGCUCAUAUUGAAAAGGAGCGAGAAAGAAGACUAUGACAAAGUAAAGAAUUUAGUGAUUGUAACGUAGUAUUGGCAUGCGCUCUUAAACAACAAUAAUGAAGACUUGGCACUACACGUCUUUGUACUUUGCCCCUGCUUGCUCUAUUAAAAACAAAGAAAAUCA
Molecule: messenger RNA, 1191 nt
Organism: Salvelinus namaycush (lake trout)
Lineage: Eukaryota; Metazoa; Chordata; Actinopteri; Salmoniformes; Salmonidae
Product: 1-phosphatidylinositol phosphodiesterase-like
Exons: 2
Coding region: 24-923 (299 amino acids)
Biological process (GO): lipid metabolic process
Molecular function (GO): phosphoric diester hydrolase activity
Source: RefSeq, a predicted model, not a curated record